Molecule: messenger RNA, 1029 nt
Organism: Rotaria sordida
Lineage: Eukaryota; Metazoa; Rotifera; Eurotatoria; Philodinida; Philodinidae
Source: the annotation of a GenBank genome assembly
AUGGAUAUGAACUUUUCAUACAAUAACGAAUUUCUCAAUUUAUCUGAUGACGAUGAUCAUGAUGAUCAUGAUGAUUUCGAUGAUGAUUCAGCUAUAUCUCCAACUAUUCGUUUCUGGAUGCUUCUUAUUCCUUCUAUACCAGCGAUUAUAUGUUCGUUUACGGUUCUUUAUCUGUUACUUAAUAAUCGAGAACAUCGUCGUUCAUUAAAUCAUCGUGUUAUCAUUAUUCAACUCACUGGUGGACUUAUUUACUUGCUUACACAUUUUCCUAUCUAUUUAAAUUAUCUUCGUUUGGGUUAUGUUUGGCCACAAACACCAGCUAUGUGUCAACUAUGGUGGUUUGUAGGUGAUGGCUAUGCUGAUACUAUGACAAUUCUUAUGGCUUGGGGUUCAUUUGAAAGGCAUAUAUUAAUAUUUCAUGAUCGAUGGGUAGCAACUAGUAGAAAAAGAAUUUUUGUUCAUUAUCUACCUAUAACUUUAAUUAUUAUUUACAGUCCUCUUUACUAUUUGAUUGUUAUGGGCUUUCCACCAUGUGAAAAUAUAUAUGAUUACACUGAAAAAUCAUGUUCAUCAUCAUGUUUAUAUCGAAAUGAUAUUUUAUUAAUGUAUGAUACUCUUAUUAAUGAUAUUUUAGCUACUCUUCUUGUUGCAAUAUUUAGUAUAUCAUUAAUUAUUCGUGUUAUUUGGCAUAAUCAUGUUCGUUUUCGUCGACCAAUUCAAUGGCGUAAACAUCGAAAAAUAAUUAUAAUACUUGUGUCAAUAUCAAUGAUUUAUCUUGUUUUUAAUUUACCUAUGAUGAUAUUAGAAUUUAUACAAUUAUGUGGUCUAUCUCAAGAUGUUGGUGAACAUUUUGAACCAUAUUUUGACUUUUUAAAUUAUUUUAUUUUUAUUAUUUAUCCAUUUAUUUGUCUUGGUACUAUCUUAACAAAAUUUUGGAAAUCACGACAACAACAAACAGUUGGUAUAAUAGCAAUGACGAACACACAUCGAACAAAGUCACACUUUCCAACGACUCAACAAUUGCAUUAA